UUUGUUCACGGUCAGUGGCGAUAUGACACAAUAUUCUGUGACGUGUUCAUAAUGUUUGACGUUAUGUUGUGUACGGCGUCCAUUCUGAACCUGGCCGCGAUCAGUAUCGAUCGAUAUGUGGCCGUUACAAAACCAAUCUUCUACUCCAAACACAGCAACAACUACCGCGUUGGGAUCAGCAUAGCAGUGGCGUGGAUACUCUCGUUUGUGAUUGCUCUGCCUAUCGCCUGCGGACUGAACAACAUGCCGCAUCGUCAGAACAACAUCUGUGUCCUUUACAACCCGGAAUAUAUUAUCGCUUCCUCAUUUGGCUCAUUCUACCUUCCAAGUGCUGUAAUGAUUAUUCUGUAUUACCGCGUAUUUGACACCAUUCGUUCGCGAACGAGAAGGAAAAUCCACACAAACGGAACAAUGAUUGUGCGCCCGAACAGUCUCUAUCGUGAUUCGAAUGAUGUUGCAAACAUGCAAUGCGCCGGCACAUCGUCCACGUCACGUGAUUCUUCUGCGCUGUCAGAGAAUCGAUUGCGCAUAGCAAAUAUUCCCGUCACUGUCAAUGAUUUGACACGGCCAGAUACCACUGACCUUUCGGUGAUUGAACUCUCCCCACAGCUAACAGAUAAAGUUCAGGCAUACAGUGCUUGUUCCAAAGAGAUUGAUGGUCCCAGGGAGAAUCUUCGAUCAUCGUCGGCNAGGAUGUUCUCCCCAAGUUUUUAGUGAUAUGGAUGCCUUCCGAAGACAUCUGCGUGAACGCAUACGACGGGCGAAGCGAUGCAGUCUGGCGGUUCUUCCUGUACACUAUUUGGGGAUUGGAGGACAACAAGUGUACUACUCAAAAUCUCCACAUACUCAGAGUACCUGCAGCCGUAUUUAUUUGCGUUUCAAAUCAACCAGAUCUAGGACAUCCAUUCUACGCCGACUGCAAAAUCGUCAGUCCACAAACGCAGGCGACAAACAGGAGACCGAGUUGGUACCGGAUCUGUCUGCCACGCCGAGCGUUAAUCGGGUGAACGUCACACUGCGCGAAAAGGGGGCGGCUCGGCAAGAAAAGAAGGUUACCAAAACGCUGGCCAUCGUUCUUGGUGUAUUUCUAUUCUGCUGGAUACCUUUUUUCACGUUCAACAUCACCCACGCCUUCUGCUUCAAGUACCAAACCCGUCUGCACAGUUGGUCACUGUGCCAGAUCCCCAAACUUGCCGACAGUGUGGCCCUGUGGAUGGGUUACAUCAAUUCAUCCCUGAACCCCAUUGUCUACACCAUUUUCAACGUGGAAUUCCGCAAGGCCUUCAAGAAACUGCUGGACUGUCAAACGUGAACACAAC
Messenger RNA from Opisthorchis viverrini, 1319 nucleotides. RefSeq lists its product as hypothetical. Gene Ontology annotation, biological process: adenylate cyclase-activating adrenergic receptor signaling pathway. The record is from RefSeq and is a predicted model, not a curated record. The coding region runs from base 52 to 714 and encodes 220 amino acids. Lineage: Eukaryota; Metazoa; Platyhelminthes; Trematoda; Opisthorchiida; Opisthorchiidae. Gene Ontology annotation, molecular function: G protein-coupled receptor activity; dopamine neurotransmitter receptor activity, coupled via Gi/Go. The transcript has 3 exons. Gene Ontology annotation, cellular component: membrane.